CGCACCAGGCGAGGGCUUCACUGAGCAUGCGUCAGACAUGCUAACUGCUGCAGUUAGCUCCACUGCGCAGUCUCUCCUUUUGUUUCACUCCGCUUCACUUGUAAUAUUCAACUGAACUACAAGUUUAAUCUUAAACCAAGAAGCUCCGAACCGCUGCGACUCGUUACGACCUUCGUCUAGCAGCAGUUAGCAUGGUGUUGUUAGCCUGCGUCGUGAUGGCACUCGUUUAGCUACAAGCUAACCGGUAAGUUUCCGAAACAUUUGUGGUGCCGUUUAACAGCUGAACAGACGGUUUUAGCUGUCGGUUAAAGGCGCGUCAUCAACGGGGACAAACGCGUCAUCGGUACGGCGGGAUGCCGCCUUCAAGUGCUGCUCGGACACUGGGAAACGCGUCCUGUGUUAGAGUAACGUUACUUUGAGGCGCGCGCUCUCAGGAUGAUCCGCUUCAUGCUGAUGGUGAACCGACAGGGUCAGACCCGCCUGUCCCGGUACUACCAGCCGGUGGAGCUCAGCAGGAGGGCGCUGCUGGAGGCCGACGUGGUGCGCUGCUGCCUGAGCCGCCGGAAGGACCAGUGCUCCUUCGUGGACUACAGAGACUUUAAACUGGUGUACCGGCAGUACGCGGCUCUCUACAUCGUGGUCGGCGUCACGGACAACGAGAACGAGCUUUCGGUCUACGAGCUGCUUCACAACUUCGUGGAGGUUUUGGACAAAUACUUCAGCCGAGUGAGUGAACUGGACAUCAUGUUCAACCUGGACCGCGUCCACAUCAUCCUGGACGAGAUGAUCCAGAAUGGACACGUGGUGGAGACCAACAAGAGCCGCGUCCUGGCGCCGCUCACCGCCCUCGACAAGAUGGCCGACGGCUGAGUGGCUCCAGGAAGUGAUGUCACAUCUGUUCUCUCAAUUUUAAUUGUUUACAAUAAUAAAAUCAAUGAAACUUCUUUUAACGCUGAUCAUCAAAAGGGAAUCUAUUCAUAUUUUAUAUCUAUAUCAUUUAAAUAAACGGAUGUCUCACUUUACACCAAACACACAGGAAUCCU
Messenger RNA from Pungitius pungitius (ninespine stickleback), 1043 nucleotides. It is a transcript of the gene ap4s1, whose product is annotated as adaptor related protein complex 4 subunit sigma 1. Gene Ontology annotation, biological process: vesicle-mediated transport; protein transport. NCBI's taxonomy places the organism in Eukaryota, Metazoa, Chordata, Actinopteri, Perciformes, Gasterosteidae. Bases 436 to 870 code for a protein of 144 amino acids. The transcript has 6 exons. The record is from RefSeq and is a predicted model, not a curated record. Gene Ontology annotation, cellular component: intracellular membrane-bounded organelle.